Molecule: messenger RNA, 3157 nt
Organism: Phyllotreta striolata
Lineage: Eukaryota; Metazoa; Arthropoda; Insecta; Coleoptera; Chrysomelidae
Source: the annotation of a GenBank genome assembly
GGUUGAUGACGGCCUGAUUACUCUUGUUAUCGACGCAAUCAUCUUCGUCUGAACUGUACUCCUCCAGGACACCGUCGCAAAAGUGCAAGACCCUUUUUGGGGCCUUUACCUUCACUGUAGCGUUUUGGCCUUCGGCUUCGUUCGUGACUAAGUUAUCUUCGGGGCGGAUGAGCACCAUUUUUUCGGUGUUUUAUUCACAGGCUUUUAAAAAUUUACCACUCCCACUUCCACCCAAAUGACAUUGACAUGCUUUUUGUUUUGUUUGUGUUUGACUGACAUUGACAUGUGUCAAUGUUUGUAUUGAUUUCAGUGUUACCAAUACAAAUUGGUAACUAGAUGUUGUCGAUCGAGUCGAGGAGUUGCGCGUACAAUUGGAGCAUGCGCGUUGCAAAGGGGGUUUUGAGGGGGUAACGGUGAUUGGCAUUACUGAUCGAGUUUCCUGACAUUUCCUGUCUGUUUACAAUCGGUGGCAUGUAAACAAUUUUGUCCUAAUAUAAAGGGGAUAUAUUUAAGGUGUGGUUGGUUUUAAAAAAUGUUGUAAAAAUGGGUAAAUCUAAUGCUGUUAAACCAUUUUUAAACGAAUAUAAAGUGUGUGUUAUGUGAUUUUUGUAUGCAUGUAUCAUUUGUUUGCGUUGGAAUCGGUUUAAAUGUCACAAGGUUUAGGUUAUGCUCCAGUGAUCAUACCAGAACUGCCUAUAGCCCCUUUUUAAACCUGAAAUGAGCAAUUGGGCAGCCAGAAUGCAUAGGCGAGCUGCCACUUUCGGUAAUGUGGUUACUUCCUGCGGCCACCCCGCAGCAGCUUUCCCUAGGAGAUUAGAAAAAGUCAAAUUCGGCGUUCCACUAGAAGAAGUGUGUAAGAAUGAUAUUCCCGGACCACUGCUGGUACUGAUCCUGAAACUCAACAAAGAGGCGCCUUACAGGAGGGACGUGUUCCGGGCGCCCGGCCACCAGGGCGCCAUGAAAAAGCUGAUCCACUUCCUCCAAACGGGCAGGCUGGUCAACAUGGACAACUUCAGCGUGCACACCAUCGCCAGCGUGCUGAAGAAGUUCCUCAGAAAGGUCCCCGGCGGCGUGUUCGGCAAAGAGAUCGAAAACAGGUUCUUCGAGAUCCUCGAAAUCUUGGAUUUCAGGGAACAGCAGGAGGAAAUACACAAGAUCAUCACGUCGUUGCCCACGUACACGCAAAGGCUGCUAGUUCUGUUGUUCGGCACGUUUAGGGUGAUAGCAUCGAAUAGCGAAAAGGCCUCGACGGGCAUGACCAGCGAGGCGUUGGGGGUGAGCGUGGCGCCGAGCUUCUUCCAUUCGUGCGUCAGCGACGGCAAAACGGCCCGAAUGGAGGACGUGACGAAGUUCAAGGUCGCCUCGAGGGUGAUGAAGCACCUGAUCGAAGAGUUUACCAACUCGAACCUGUUCGGCAGGGAGAACUACGAGUACUACGCCAGGGUGACGGGGCGCGUGCUGAGAGUGCAGGGCGAGUGGAUAUGUUCGUUCCAGUACCCGCCGCCCCCGACGAACGGGUCCUUUCCCAACGAGUACACGGCUUUAGAUAGAUACUUGCUCGCCAUGUCACAGGUAGAAGAAUGCCAAUCGACACCGACUCUAAUUGAAGCCGGGAUACAGCCCCAGGUCAGCCUGACUUCGUUGGGAAUCAUCGUGGGACACGAGUUGCUCGAGUCCUGCACGAGACUGUCCGUUUCUUUGGAACAAAACGGCAUAUUUAAGACCAACACAUCUCGUUCGCUAAGCACGAGCCAAUCCUCGAAAUUGAGCCAAAACCACUCGGGACUGAAAAUGACCUUAGACGAAUUGAAAGCGGUUAAUAAAUACGCAGAGAGCACCAGAAGUUUGAGCUAUUUGUUGCAAGUGCACGAAAGGCAAACGGAGAGAAUGAAAACUCGAUCCCAGUGGUUCUUGGGACCAGCCGUAGACUGCGCUAGUUGCCGCAAUUCCUUAGACUUUCCACUCAACGAAAUGGACGUUUCCGCCCUAACUAACGCGUUUUUGAGAAAAUCAUCUUCCGGGACCAUAGUGGGCAUUGCCGGACUGUCCAUAAGCGCUGAAUCUGUCCAGAAAAGACCGAGCGUCAAAAGAACGAAUUCCAGAGAUAAAAGGCUACUACAUAGAUCGACUAGCAGGCGAAACAAGGAGAACAAUCCUCGGCCGAAUAGUCAAAAGGACUUUUGAAAUGUAUAAUUCCAGAAUAAUUAUAAAACUAUAUUUGUAUUAAAUGGUAUUUAUGUGGUUAAUGGGAUGAUAUAGAAUUUUAAGAUUUUUUAUGUAUAUAUUUAAAAAAAAUAUGUCUUGAACUGUAUUAUCUGGUAUAUUUUAAUACCGGUGUAAUUAUCUGUGAUAUUAGUUUUUUAAAAACGAUCGAUGUGUAUUUAAUAUAUAUAUCUUUUUUUUGUUCGAUAUAUUUGUCCUUGUUUUGAGAUUUAUAUUAUACAAUAAAAAUACAUGUAUGUAAAUGUUAAUCCUGACUUUUCUUUCAACAUUUGUUCAACAUCUAACGAAAAACUAACUUCUUAAAAUAGUAAUUUUAAUACAACGAAAAAAAAAAACGAACGAACUCAGGUAUUAUAUGAAAAUUAAAUUAACGAACGCGUUUCGUAACGUACCUAAUUCGAAAUGAAAAUACAUUCCGAACGCCUGAGUAUGUCAAAAUAUAUAAAAAAAAAAUUGCACGAACUUAUCUCGACAACAGCCAUCCGUCCUCGCAUCACGAAUCGUACCCCCUGGGCGACGCCACCGGCGACGGAGGCGGCGGCAGCGGGCUAAAGUACGUCGACGACCGCGAGCUCGGCGACGGCGGGCAGCUCUCCUGGUGACACACUGACCGCGGCGUCGGCGGCGGCGGGAACGGCCCCGCGUCGUACCGGCUCCUCGUCGGGUAGUUGUAGUCGCUCUCGUCGUUGAUGUCCGUCGAGCAGGGCGUCGGCGGCGGCGGCUGGUUGAUCGAGCGGUAGUGCCUGUACGGCCGGUACCGGGACGGACUGCUGCCCCUCGUGGAAGUCGCCGUCGUGACGGGGCUCGGCGGCGGGUUGAGCGUUUCGCAAGGGUAACCGGUCACGCUCGAACCGUUGGUGUUCGAGCUGCUAGAUGCUCCGGUUACGUGGCGAUGGUCGAAAGAACUGGGACAACCGCUGUCGUUCAACAUCGA